CUUGAGUGGAACCAACACCGAGUGAAGCGGCAUUCAUCCUCAUCUUAUCCCUUUCCCGCUGCUUCCUCCUCAAGCAGCGACUCAACAUGGAAGCAGACGACGUAUGGGCCACGCCUGCGGAUGCGGAGCCCGUGGCCUCGGCAUCGACGACCGCCGCGAUAUCAUCCGCAUCGACAUCGCGCCCGGCAUCCAAGGCAUUCUACGACGAUGACUUGGGAGCAGGCUGGGCCGCUUCCUCGAGUCCGGAGCAGGACAGGACCAUCAGCAAGCCGGCGGAAGAAGCAGGGAAAGAGGAGCAGCCUGUAGUCGAGCCGACAGAGGUGAAUACUAAGGCGGGAGACGAGGAUGGCGAGGAGGAGGCCGAGGACGACGAUGAAUUCGCAGAUUUCGACGACGAUGCCGGAGGCCCGGCUGCUCCUGGCGGCGGCGGGGAUGACGACGAUUUUGGCGACUUUGGAGAUUUUGCAGACGAUGCGGUGCCAGCAGGGAUGGAAUUGCCCGAGGAGCCAGAGCAAGCGACGCCUCCUACCCCUGCUGCACCACCUACAGCUGCGGAUUGGCAACCGCUCUCCAUCCCCUCCUCCUCAUCGCCAGCAUCAGCCUCAUCCUCCCUCUCAAGGCUAGAGGACCUCACCACCCAGAUUUCCUCCCUCCUCCCGCCCACACUCACCACCGCCACCACUUCUCUACCAAACGAUCCCAUCCGCCAAACCCCCGGCCUCUCCCAAGUCCUACAGAGCGAGUCAAGCAGAGCGGUGUACACCGACCUAUCAGCGCAGCCGACGACCCUCCAGCCCGUAGACUGGCUGCGCUCUCGCACCCGUCGAGACCUGCACAUCUCCCUCGGCGUGCCCAUCAAUCUCGACGAGAUCAUGCCCGCCGAAGCGGGGGCGACCGCCUCUGGCUCGAGAUUACCUCCCCUUACUCUGCAAGUUGACUCGUUAAAGAGGGCCAAGGGGGAACAGGGUCCGAAUAGUGCGCCUGUCUCAGGUGGAGAGAGAGGCGGGAGCUCGCCUGCUACGACGAAUGGAAGCGGUGCUGGGAGUGGAGCAGGGGUGGAGAAGCGUAGCGGCUCGGUCGAUGCGAAUAGACGGCAGAGGAUCAUGGAGAAGCGCAAGGAGGAUCUCGGGCUGGGGCCUACCCCGGAGGUGGAUAUGAAGCGAAUCGAGGAGGUAUGCGCCUUACGAGAGGGUAAGAGUCUCGCCACAAUGCCUCAGGAGCGCAUCGCUUGCUACUCAUACGCUGACUCUACUAUCUACGUCUUCUUCCGCACGCGCGCAGACCAACUGUCCCUCCUGCCCCUCCCCUCUCUACGCGACCUCUCACGGGAACUGGGCUCCCUCACCUCUACCACCUCUGUCGUCCUCACUCACCACCUCACGCUACGCGAGUCACUGCAGGCGGACAGUGAGAUGUACAAUGGGCUGAUCAAGGACCUGGUGCGCGGGGCGGCAAGCUCGAUGGGUAGUGCAAAGGAGAGGAAGAGUGUGCAGGUCGGUGCGACUAGGAGGAUGGGGGGCGGCAGCGCGAGUGGGUCUAGUUCGCCUAGGCCUGCUAGUCCAUUUGGACGACCUGCCAUGGGGAGUGCGGGGUCGGCUGUUGUGAGGAAGUGAGGGGUGAGACGAGGAUGCAAUACCGAUGAUACGACGGUCGAAUCUCUUGAUGCGCGAGCGAGAUGGCGAGAGUUGUCUUGACAUCCCGUAUGCGUGUGCGUGCGAGGUGGAGCUCGACCCUC
Jaminaea rosea is the source of this 1735-nucleotide messenger RNA. RefSeq lists its product as hypothetical. Lineage: Eukaryota; Fungi; Basidiomycota; Exobasidiomycetes; Microstromatales. The record is from RefSeq and is a predicted model, not a curated record. The transcript has a single exon. Bases 87 to 1613 code for a protein of 508 amino acids.